AGAAAAAAACGUUUUUGCUCUUUGGCUCUUGCGCGCGCAUGCCGCCUAUCUUUGCCUAACGAAAUCUACAUUUCGUUGAAAAAUGGCUUCGAUCACGAAUUCGAAGCAUUCAGAAGUAAACGGCGAUUGUGUUUAUACACCACCCAACAUGCCGUCUAAUAAAGUAACCGUUGUUUUGGGUGCACAGUGGGGCGACGAAGGAAAAGGAAAAGUUGUGGACCUAUUAGCUUUGAAUUCCGAUAUCGUGUGUCGGUGCCAGGGUGGAAACAAUGCUGGACAUACAGUGGUUGUGGAUGGGAAAGAAUUCGACUUUCAUCUACUUCCAAGCGGUAUCAUCAACCAAAAAUGUACUUCGGUCAUUGGCAAUGGUGUCGUGAUCCACCUGCCUGGACUAUUCGAGGAGCUGAAGAAAAACGAGCUGAAGGGGAUGAAGGAUUGGCAGGACCGACUCAUUAUUUCAGAUCGUGCGCACCUGGUUUUUGACGUUCAUCAGCAGGUUGAUGGUCUCCAAGAGGCGGAAAAGGGCAAGAACUCCCUUGGCACAACCAAAAAGGGAAUUGGUCCAACUUACUCCUCAAAGGCCACAAGAAAUGGCAUCAGAAUUGGCGACCUCUUGGGCGAUUUCACAAUGUUUGAGGAAAAAUUCCGAACAUUGGCGGAAACGUACAAACGUAUGUUUCCCUCACUUGAGGUAGAUAUUGAGGGUGAACUGAUCAAGUACAAGGAGUAUGCUGAGAAAAUACGACCCCUGGUGAAAGACACUGUGACUUAUUUGCACAAGGAGAUCAGCAGUGGAAGUAAAGUGCUGGUGGAAGGGGCUAAUGCUGCUAUGCUGGAUAUUGAUUUUGGUACAUACCCCUACGUGACGUCAUCGAAUUGCAGUAUUGGAGGUGUUUGUACGGGCCUAGGCCUUCCGCCUAAACUAAUUGGCGAAGUAUUGGGAGUUGUGAAAGCAUACACAACAAGGGUCGGAGAUGGGCCUUUCCCCACAGAGCUGCAUGAUGAAACUGGCAGGUUAUUACAAGAUCGUGGUCAUGAGUACGGUGUGACCACGAAGCGGCUGCGGCGGUGUGGCUGGCUUGACCUCGUCGUGGUCAAAUAUACCGCCACGGUCAAUGGAUAUACCUCAUUGUGCCUAACGAAACUAGACAUAUUGGACACGUUGGAGGAAAUCAAAGUGGGCGUGGCUUAUAAACUUAACGGAAAAAAGCUCGACUACUUCCCGUCAUCGAUGCCCGAGCUUAGCUCUGUUGAGGUGGAGUACAUAACAGUACCGGGCUGGAAAUGCAGCACAGCGGCGAUACGGGAGCUAAAACAUUUGCCGGCGCAAGCGCAUCACUACGUCAAUAUAAUACAGGAAUACUUACAGAUACCCGUAAAAUUCAUUGGAGUGGGUCAAGGCAGGGAGUCCAUUAUUAACGUGGCGUAAAUUCAUACUUUACGUCCUCGUACGUACGCGUACGUACGUCACAUACAAAGCGUUCGUUGUAUCUGUUUUGAUAACUCUCAAAUACAGGAAUUUAUUAAAAAAUCAUUUUGUGUUAGCAUCCCGUUUUAUGACGUUGAAACGUUAUUUUUAACAGAUGCAGCGUCGGUUUUUAGCUAAAUAUACAUUUGUGGACGCAGCGAUUAACUCGAAUUUUAAAAUAUUUUUUUGAGGUUUUAACAAGCAAUCAUUGAUUUUAUCUGUAUUUUUUAGAAAAUGACUCGAAUUUUUAAUGUUUUUUGACAUCGCUGCGUUCAGAUUUUUAUCAAAUUAAGGGCUUCUAGAAUUGUACUUUGGUAGUUGAAAAAUCACAUUAAAUAUAAUAGAAAAUAUAUUAAUUGCAAAUGAAAAUAAAUAAUUGUCCCACACCGCAUAUAAGAGGACUUUUAAAUGUGAUUUUAACAACGUCCAAGACGUAGAUUAUCGUUAAAUAAGAUCAUUAAUAAGACAGUAUUUUUUUUUAUUUCUAACUUAUGGGCCUCGAAUGCCUACCCAUAAGUACGAUUUAAGGUUUAGGCCCUGCACACACAAACGGCAUACGUCAAAAAUAUAUAUCAUUUUAAAGUUUCACUACUUGAUAAGCUAAGAUUCAUAUACAAGUUCCAGUGUGAACUACUGGAACUUGAAUUCUUACAAUAUUUAGAAAAUCUGCGAUUUGUCUUAUCCAUUGAUUGCGCUAACAUUUUGUUAUUGUUCCGUGAGUGGAAUUUGGCAAAAAAAUACGUAAGAAAUCAAAAUGGUCGAAAAUCUACAGCCUGGCCGCAAAGCGCUUGUCACUGAACAAUUAGCAAAUUCAUUAGCAUUACGCAUGUAUUAAUUUUAUAUAAAAAAAACACGUUAGUCUACAUGCAAAGCAUUUGCGAUGCGAUUUUUGAGGGUAUAUGUAACUGAUUUGGCCGUAAACGCAACUGUACUUAACAUGCAAAUUAAAAUAUAUUUUGGAAUUAUCUCGUUGAAAUUUUUUGAAGAUUUAAUAAUUCGAAAACUUUUAUAUUUUGAUGACAAUUUUCUACAUAUGGUGCUUAAUCAAUAUUUACUUGAUCGUCUUUCUUUAUUGUUUGAAGAACAUAGUUAAUAUCACAAAUUUCGUAUUGAGACCAGAUUACAGACUAGCUUAGUUUCGGUAUAAGCUACGAGCUUAUUUCGUACGGUGACAUCUUAGAUUUUUUUCUACGCAAACAGUAUAUGUGUAAUAAAGGUUCCUAAAUUGUUAAUCAAUAGACUUUAGGCUUCAAUAUAUUUCAUAAAUUUUAUAACAAUUCCUUGUUUAUAGAAACCGAUAAAAGUGGGUUAAUCUUGAAGUUGUUCUUAAUUCAGUACUUAAACAUUUGCAGUACUUUACACUGUAAUUGAACCAUAGAUUAGUUGUUUAAGUUCUAGAUCAAUACAUGCUAAAGUCUAAAAAUCUGUAUGUUUAUAAUAUAUACGAGUUACAAUAUAUAUUGUACAGGUCACACAUAAUUCGUUUUAAAAUAACUAAAGGGAUCGCAAUAUUAAACAAUGUUUUGAGGGUAGAAUUAAAAUCUUAAUUAUUUCUUGUUUUAUAUAGCUGUAUUUGAGCACAAAUUUUGUUUGUGCCUCGUACAUGUUUCAUAUAAUUUUUCCCAUUCCAAAGAAUUGUAUUUUUUUAUGAAUCAUCGUUUUCUCUUUUACAUUCUUUCUAUGUGUGUUUUAUGUGAUAUCUAUUUUAAUUGUAAAUAUUUCAUUACAGUUACUAUUCGAAUAAAUCAUGGUUUAUUCUUUUA
This is a messenger RNA of Pieris napi, 3231 nucleotides long. It is a transcript of the gene Adss, whose product is annotated as adenylosuccinate synthetase. Gene Ontology annotation, cellular component: cytoplasm. NCBI's taxonomy places the organism in Eukaryota, Metazoa, Arthropoda, Insecta, Lepidoptera, Pieridae. The coding region runs from base 83 to 1429 and encodes 448 amino acids. The record is from RefSeq and is a predicted model, not a curated record. Gene Ontology annotation, molecular function: adenylosuccinate synthase activity; GTP binding. The transcript has 10 exons. Gene Ontology annotation, biological process: IMP metabolic process; 'de novo' AMP biosynthetic process.